Scylla paramamosain (green mud crab) is the source of this 978-nucleotide messenger RNA. RefSeq lists its product as uncharacterized. The coding region runs from base 60 to 725 and encodes 221 amino acids. The transcript has 5 exons. The record is from RefSeq and is a predicted model, not a curated record. NCBI's taxonomy places the organism in Eukaryota, Metazoa, Arthropoda, Malacostraca, Decapoda, Portunidae.
UGUCAGGUGUCCCUCAGCAGCCGGAGGGACAGCUGGUGCGAGUAGUGGUGGGUCAGUGGAUGCUCUUCUCCUUUAUCUUGGCCAUUGUGUAUCGUUGUGUGCUCAAAGCAAUGCUAAUUCUUCCCCGCGUCCACCUCCCUUUUGACAACCUCGAGCAGCUGGUCCAGACAGGAAUCCACGUAGCUGUCGGGGAAGGAACCAGUAUCCACGUAGAGAUAAUGCUAGCGGCCAACACGUCUAGCGUGGGCCAGCUGCGGGAUGUGGUGGUACCUGUUCCUGCUAAGCAUACGAAACUCUACAACCUGAAAGUGAUGGAGGGACACCUGGCGGGGAUGAGGACUAGAACCGUCGCCAACUUCAUAGUGAAUGACGAUUUUGCAAAGGUUGGCGUGUGUCGGGCUUACAUUAUGUCCCGCGGCUUCUUCGGGCCCAACAUCCUAAGCAUCGCAUUCCCCAAAGGCUCGCAGCUCAAACAGCAAUUCGACUCCAUUAUCGUUAGGUUUCGGGAGUUUGGGAUUAUCAAGAAGGAGUUUGGGGAUGCCCUGACCAACGCUACUGACUGCUUCAAACCCUUCCACGCCACAAUCACCACCUCCAAGACCCGGCCACUGCACCUCGAAGACCUCUUCGGAGUCUUCUUCCUCUUAGCAGCUGGCAUCUUCGUGGCAGCCUUCGUUUUCCUGGCGGAGGUUACGGUCGGCCAUCGGCGUAAUAUGGAGGAAUGAGACCGUGCCAUUGGCAAGUUGACUCUGGCACACAUUUGUUCAUUCAUCUAUACUGCUACCUGAAAAGUGAUGUCUUACUUCGCCUUUGGAUAGUCGAAGAGGCUAAUGGAAAAAUUAAUACUCAAGCAUGACAAGAUACGAAUAUAUUACAUUGUUCAGGUUCCGCUGAUAUUUGGUUAUAGAGCUAACCUAAAUACCUCUAUAUUAUUUAUGCUGGAAAUGGAUGUCUGAGAUAAAGCCUAAUACUGAUUAA